Messenger RNA from Ornithorhynchus anatinus (platypus), 1760 nucleotides. It is a transcript of the gene MAT2B, whose product is annotated as methionine adenosyltransferase 2B. Lineage: Eukaryota; Metazoa; Chordata; Mammalia; Monotremata; Ornithorhynchidae. The transcript has 7 exons. Gene Ontology annotation, molecular function: methionine adenosyltransferase regulator activity. The record is from RefSeq and is a predicted model, not a curated record. Gene Ontology annotation, biological process: S-adenosylmethionine biosynthetic process. Gene Ontology annotation, cellular component: methionine adenosyltransferase complex. The coding region runs from base 62 to 1066 and encodes 334 amino acids.
AGGAGGAGGAGGCGGAGGCGGAGGAGGAGAGCUGGAGGCGCGUCGGACAGCGGCGGCGGGCAUGGUGGGCCGGGAGAACGAGCUCAACAUCCACUUCGUCCCCGGACGCUGCCAGCUGGUGAAGGAAGAUGUUAACAUCCCCAGUAGACGUGCUUUGAUUACGGGGGCCACCGGGCUUCUUGGCAGAGCUGUGUACAAAGAAUUUGAACAAAAUAAUUGGCAUGCAGUUGGCUGCGGAUUCAGUAGAGCUCGACCCAAGUUUGAACAAGUUAAUCUAUUGGAUAAUAAUGCAGUACGUGACAUCAUACAGGAUUUUCAGCCUCAUGUAAUAGUGCAUUGUGCUGCAGAGAGAAGGCCCGAUGUUGUGGAAAAUCAACCAGAUGCCGCUUCCCAACUCAAUGUUGCAGCUUCAGGAAACUUAGCAAAAGAAGCAGCUGGAAUUGGAGCAUUUUUGAUCUACAUUAGUUCUGAUUAUGUAUUCGAUGGAACAAAUCCCCCUUAUAGAGAGGAGGAUGUACCGAAUCCCCUAAAUCUCUACGGUAAAACCAAACUAGAAGGAGAGAAAGCGGUUCUGGAGAAUAAUGUGGGUGCUGCGGUGCUGAGGAUUCCUGUUCUGUACGGAGAAGUCGAAAAGCUUGAAGAAAGCGCUGUGACCAUUAUGUUUGACAAAGUACAGUUCAGUAACAAAUCUGCCAACAUGGACCACUGGCAGCAGAGGUUUCCGACAAACGUUAAGGAUGUAGCUAGCGUUUGCCGUCAGCUGGCGGAGAAGAGAAUGUUGGACCCUUCAAUCAAAGGAACCUACCACUGGUCAGGAAAUGAACAGAUGACCAAAUAUGAAAUGGCGUGUGCUAUUGCAGAUGCAUUCAACCUUCCCAGCAGUCACUUGAGACCAAUUACCGACAGCCCGGUGGUGGGUGCCCUGCGCCCGAGGAACGCCCAGCUCGACUGCUCCAAACUAGAGACCCUGGGGAUCGCUCAGCGGACGCCGUUUCGAGUUGGAAUCAAAGAGUCCCUUUGGCCUUUUCUCAUUGACAAGAGGUGGAGACAGACGGUCUUCCAUUAAUUUGUAUUUUUUUAUUACAAAAGUACAGUAUGCGGCACUUUUUAAAGACAAAAGGAAAUAGUUUUGUACGAGUGUUCAAUUGUAACACGUGAUCUUUCAGGUAUGACGCUCUUGCACUCGACAUUAUCUAAAGAGGCUGUGGCGAAAGAACCUUAUCUGAAACAAUCUUUCCUUUUAUCACUUCAUUUAUAUGAGCUCAAUUGCCCGUUUUGCUUAAAUUAUGACUUUAGAUGGCACGGUUGAAGAUGGUCAGCUGUAGACCUGCUUUUGAAUAACGCCUAUGUCUUCUCUAGUCCCCGCCUGUGAUCCGUUGACCACUAUGUACGUGCAGACCUAUAUAGUGGUUAUUCUGAUGUGAAAAUCAUCGACAUUUACGGUUUGCUUUGCCCGAGCACAGAUCAAAAUGUUCCUGAAAUGUGAAACCCUCAUUUUUGCGAUUUUGAGCGGUGGUUUUAUGCUUGCGAUAUUUUCACAGCGUUAACAUACCUUGGAACGUCUUUGGCUUCCUCUGUAACUAUAACACGGUAAGCACGUGCGUCUGUCUGUGUGUCUUUUGUACCUGCCCGUUCUUUUCGCUCCACGAGAUUUGAUCCCUAAAAAUGUACCGUCUUCGUUUCGAGCUGUUUCCGAUAAUCAGCCUUGCGAGUUUCUCUGACCGUUCCGAAGCAACAAUAAAUAUAAUUCUGACGUGAUA